AUGUACUCUAUACUCGGCCCCAUCGCAUAUCCCUCAUCCAGGACCAAGUACCUAGCCAACGGGUUGGUUGCGUCAUUGGAAAGGAGAGGCGCCGCCGCUAGGAGCAGGAGGCAGCAGCCUGACCUCGCCUUCGCCUUCCUCAAGAGGACGCGGCUGAGCUCGUCAGCUCGUAAGCUGAACCUCCGGCCUUCCCCGCCGACAACCGCCAACCCAGGAUUCCGAACCCCCUCAUCUCACAGUCCUCCCCCAUCUCGUCUCGCAACCGCGGCGCAUCCAGGAGACUCGCUCGCUGGCAGCCGGCCAUGGACCGCAACCGCUGCCGAACCUGAAGCCAACGAAGAGUGGCAACCGGGACGAGGAGGCGAGGCUCGAUCGCAGGAACCGUCGCCACCCUCGUUCGUCGUUUGUCUCUUCCCUUCCGACACCUCGAGCCACCGAGCCACCAGUUCAACCGAUCCCUCGACGCACCCACCACGACCGCCUUCGCAACCACCACCUUUGCCGCGGCAACCAUACGGACGCCGACGGUCGAGAUCCAUCGUCGACAUGACGGCCACCGUCGUCAACGCGCAGGCUGCCGCCCUCCCCGCGCCGCACGCUCACACCAAUCCUCAUGCCUGUUCCCACACCCGCGACGGCGAGGCUCCCCGCGGAGGGGCGGGACGGGACGGACCAGGCGGACGAGAAGAGCUGCUGCCGCCGCCGACGCACAAGUUUGACCUCGGCGACUUUGAGCUCGUUCGCACCCUCGGCACAGGCACCUUUGCGCGCGUCUGCCUCGUCCGCCCCGCCAACGCGUCCCUACCCCUAGACCGGGACCCGGAUCCCCAAGUCUUUGCCCUCAAGAUCCUGCGCAAGUCCGAGGUGGUCCGCCUCAAGCAGGUCGACCACGUGCGCCACGAGCUGGCCAUCCUCUCCGACGUCGCCGGCCACCCCUUCGUCACGGAGCUGCUGGCCUCCUUCUCCGACCACGACUCGCUCUACAUGCUGCUCGACUACGUGCCCGGCGGCGAGCUCUUCAGCUACCUGCGUAGGAUGCGCCGCUUCGACGAGCCGACUGCCCGCUUCUACGCCGCCGAGAUCGUCCUCGUGCUCGAGUACCUGCACGAGCACCAGGGCGGCGUCGCCUACCGCGACCUCAAGCCGGAGAACCUCCUGCUCGACCGCGACGGCCACAUCAAGCUCGUCGACUUCGGCUUCGCCAAGCGCCUCGGCCACAAGGACGACAGGCCCGUCGAGACCUACACCCUCUGCGGCACCCCCGAGUACCUCGCCCCCGAGGUCAUCCACAACAAGGGCCACACCACCGCCGUCGACUGGUGGGCCCUCGGCAUCCUCCUGUACGAGUUCCUCACCGGCUACCCGCCAUUCUGGCACCAGAACCCCAUCGAGAUCUACCGGCAGAUUGUCGAGAAGCCGGUGACGUUCCCGCGCGAGCCCGCCCUCUCGGUCGAGGCGAAGGAUAUCAUCCGCGCCUUCUGCCACGUAGACCGCUCCCGCCGGCUCGGUAACAUCUCCGGCGGUGCCGCCCGCGUCAAGGCCCACCCAUUCUUCGCCGCCGUCGACUGGCACGGCCUGCUCGAGCGGCGCUGCCCGGCGCCCAUCGUCCCGCCCGUGCGCUACCACGGCGAUGCCCAGUGCUUCGACACCUACCCCGACGACGACGCCGCCAAGGGCCCCUCCGCCUACACGCCCGAGAUGGCCCGCAAGUACGACCGGUACUUUGAAGACUUUUGA
Messenger RNA from Drechmeria coniospora, 1737 nucleotides. Its product is annotated as catalytic subunit of the PKA. The coding region runs from base 1 to 1737 and encodes 578 amino acids. Gene Ontology annotation, cellular component: nucleus; cAMP-dependent protein kinase complex. Gene Ontology annotation, biological process: peptidyl-serine phosphorylation. The transcript is spliced from 4 exons. NCBI's taxonomy places the organism in Eukaryota, Fungi, Ascomycota, Sordariomycetes, Hypocreales, Ophiocordycipitaceae. The record is from RefSeq and is a predicted model, not a curated record. Gene Ontology annotation, molecular function: ATP binding; cAMP-dependent protein kinase activity.